AUGGUUCUUGCUGCAACUAAUCAUCCGUUAGAUCUUGAUGAGGCAAUACUUAGGCGUCUUCCUCAAGUAUUUGAGAAUGGCAAACCUAAUCGAGGUGAUAGAGCAAAGAUACCAAAAGUGAUUUUGAAGGAUGAGAGAACAGAUGACAAUAUUGACUUUGACCACAUUGCUAGCUUGUGUGAGGGUUCUACUGGUUGCGAUUUACUUGACGUCUACAAGCAAGCAGCCUAUUUUCCUGUCAGGGAUUUCUUGCAAUAUGAGAAGAAUGGGAAUAUUGGGCAUGGAGAACCAUUCUGUGACAUGCACUAG
Molecule: messenger RNA, 309 nt
Organism: Ilex paraguariensis (yerba mate)
Lineage: Eukaryota; Viridiplantae; Streptophyta; Magnoliopsida; Aquifoliales; Aquifoliaceae
Source: the annotation of a GenBank genome assembly